This is a messenger RNA of Cuscuta europaea, 802 nucleotides long. Lineage: Eukaryota; Viridiplantae; Streptophyta; Magnoliopsida; Solanales; Convolvulaceae. The record is from the annotation of a GenBank genome assembly.
CUUGCAAUUAUCAAAUUUUAUUGGAAAUAUUCUGUCUUAGAAAUUUCAACAUUAGAAUUUACAGUACUAGGUGUAAUUAAAAUUAUGGAAAAUCUUUAUGUUGCUGAAAAUAUUGCUGUUAAGAUUCUGCAAUAGUGUUUUUCAAGCUCUAAUAUGAGUGUUAUUAUUUCUGUUACAUUCCAAUGUUGGGAUAUUAAAGAUUGUCUGGUUACUUAAUAAAACCUGCAUUUGGACUAGCUAGUAAAUUAAAUUUAACUUUUUUGUGUGAUAUGACUCAAGUGGAUAGUAUCUAGCUAAAUGACCCCAACCCAAUCCUGAAUUCUAUUGCAUCGAGCCAUUGAGUAUUUAUGUGACUUUUCUUCUUGUGCAUUUUUUUUCUGAUUUCUGGGUGUUAUUGCAGAAUGUUUUAUGGACCAGGAGGACCAUAUGCUUUGCUUGCUGGGAAGGAUGCGAGUAGAGCACUUGCUAAGAUGUCGUUAGAGGAGAAAGAUCUUACGGGCGACAUCUCUGUGCUUGGCCCAUUUGAGUUUGAGGCUCUACAAGAUUGGGAGUACAAGUUUAUGAGCAAAUAUGUCAAGGUUGGAAUUGUGAAGCAGCAAGUGGCUGGAAGUAAAGAAGCAGCAGUUGCUACUGCUAAUGGUGAAGCUUCUUCAGAAGUAACUACUGAACAUGAUGAGGCUGUUAAGCCUGGAGAAGAUGGUUAAAAUGUAGAAGUGUAGAUCUAUAGCAUAUUGUAAUACACUUUAUUGAUAUUGACAUUGUAAAAUAAUUUGAGUAAUAAAUACAAUCUUCUUGUUUUAUA